Messenger RNA from Chondrus crispus (carragheen), 120 nucleotides. RefSeq lists its product as hypothetical. Bases 1 to 120 code for a protein of 39 amino acids. The transcript has a single exon. The record is from RefSeq and is a predicted model, not a curated record. NCBI's taxonomy places the organism in Eukaryota, Rhodophyta, Florideophyceae, Gigartinales, Gigartinaceae.
AUGUCAACACCCAAUGUCAACACCCAAUGUCCAUGCUGUCGAGUACAUCCAAAUCAGCUCUUCUGUCGAGAGGUCGUCCAUCCCAUACUCACCGUGUCUUUAAUAUUGUGCCACAGCUAA